AUGGCGAUCCUCGAGAUUUUCAAGUCGCAGAAUCUUGACUUUUCAAGCAGUUUUCUAGACUGGAGGCUUCUUUUCCUUGCCUCUAUACCGAUUAGUUUGAUUUACUACUUUUUCGGAAGGACAAAAUCCGAUGGCAUCGACAUAAGCAGAUACUCGCAUAUACCGCAGCCAGCAACGGCUGAUCCGCAGAGAGGGCAUUGGGCAUGGCUCGAGCAGAUUGCGGUGGCGGGUGACGUGCGACGCGCUUUCGAUGAAAUGCUUUAUGAGCAAUGUAUCAAAAUGGACUUCCCUCCCGUGCUUCUUGUUGAUAUGCGUCCUGUGGAGAAGUUCUUGCUUCUGCUCAUCUUCGACAACGACAUCGCCGAGCAGGUCACUAAAGCAUCGAAGCAGUUCUCAACCAGUAUGCCCAAACAUCCUAGUAUCCAAGGUCUAGCUCCUUUGGUCGGUGCUAGAUCUCUUGUCACGACAGAUGGCGACGAAUGGAAGGCCUUGAGAAAGAGGAUCCUGCCCGGUAUGGCUCCGACUCACCUCCUCAGCCUUGUUGGCGCUAUUCUAGACAAGACGGAAACGUUUAUCGAGCUCAUGGAGGAGAAGGCCAAAACCGGCGAAGAGAUCCGUCUGGAAGAAUACACUACCAACCUCGUCUUCGACAUCAUCGGCAUCGUAACUUUCAACAUGGAUCUAAACGCCCAGAUCGAGGGAAAGCAGAGUGACGUCCUGCUGACAUACCGAGCAUUGUCGCAGGUCUUCAACAAGCGUCCGUUCGGAGCAGUCUGGUGGAAGGAAUACUUUACCAAGAACGAGUUCGAGAUCAGACGCCUCGACAAAAAGCUCGACGGCAUUCUGAAGGAAGAGAUCAAGAAACAGCACAAGGCGCUACUCGCUGGCGCGGAUACUACGGACAGGAGUGUGGCCACACUCAGUCUUCACGGCAUCGACAAGCUCACGCCCGAGAUCCUGCAGCAAACCAGCGACACGCUCCGUGGCUUCCUGUUCGCUGGACACGACACAACAAGUAUUUUACUACAGUGGUGUUUCUACGAACUACACAGACGCCCAGCUUCCGCGAAGGACCUCAAGGAUGAGCUUGAUGAAGUGUUCGGGCUGGACGCGAGCCCUACAUCUGUCGUUGAACAGCUCAGAGGUCCCGACGCAGGAAAGCUUCUCGCACGCCUGCCUUACACAGAUGCCGUAAUCAAAGAAGCUUUGCGUCUGCAUCCACCGGGUACCACAGCGCGCAUGACGCCAAAGGGAUCCGGAAGCAGCAUCACGCUUCCUGACGGACAACGAUUAGUUAUCGAUGGCCUGUGUGUUACUCCGCGCGCAUACGUCAUCCAGCGACACCCCAAGAUCUUCGGAGAGACUAGAGAUGACUUUAUGCCUGAGAGAUGGCUCGGCGAAGCGGGUGCCAAGAUCCCGGAUAGCGCGUUCAGACCUUACGAGCGUGGUCCGAGGAGAUGCACUGGGUCUGAGCUGGCAAACCUGGAGGUGCGCAUCAUUCUGGCUGCUGUGGCUAGACGCUUUGAGUUUGUCAAGGUCGGCCAAGGUGAACUGGAUCUGGAUGAGAAGGGGUUGCCUCAGCUCGACGAGAAGGGCUACUACAAGACGAAGUCUACCAUGUUCUCUACGUAUCUCGUCACAUGCAAGCCGGUAGAUGGUAUGCAGUCGAAGGUCAAGAUUAAGGGGAGAGACACAAAGAAAGGAUAG
Molecule: messenger RNA, 1707 nt
Organism: Didymosphaeria variabile
Lineage: Eukaryota; Fungi; Ascomycota; Dothideomycetes; Pleosporales; Didymosphaeriaceae
Exons: 3
Coding region: 1-1707 (568 amino acids)
Molecular function (GO): heme binding; iron ion binding; oxidoreductase activity, acting on paired donors, with incorporation or reduction of molecular oxygen
Source: RefSeq, a predicted model, not a curated record